Strongylus vulgaris is the source of this 147-nucleotide messenger RNA. NCBI's taxonomy places the organism in Eukaryota, Metazoa, Nematoda, Chromadorea, Rhabditida, Strongylidae. The record is from the annotation of a GenBank genome assembly.
UUGCCACAGGGGCUUAUCGACUUCAGCCAGGCUGCACUUGUUCUGGACGAUUUGUCUUCAAUUCCUCCUUCCGCCGUGGCUUCUCAUGACUUGAACGACUACGCUUUUCUUAUUGGCUCACCACUGAUGCAUAUGGUUCCGGGCUGA